AUGCAUCAAGCCGUCUCUACCGGUGAGCCCUCGAAGAAAAAGCGCAAGUCGAUCGCCGCCGCCGGCUCCGACAAUAAACCAAAGAAGACGAAGACCGCGAACGACGACAACAAUGCACCUGCGACUCCACGCCCGAGUAAUGCGACUGCCGGCUUGAGUAAUGCGACUGCAGGUCCGAGUAAGUGGCUGCCGGACCGAAUACUGCGACUGCCGGACCGAGUACUGCGACUGCCGGACCGAGUACUGCGACUGCCGGACCGAGACAAGUCAGAGAAGAAUAACGAAGCGACAUGUGGCGUCGAAGACGGUCACACCCUCGAACAGGGAGACGCCAUGGACACGUCCAAAGACGAUGACGAAGACGAAGAGCCAUCCGCGCCGCGGUGCCCUCACUCUCAUGACUGCUGCUUCAUUUGCGGUCAUAAUCUCACACUCGGAAACAAGGAACGAAAUCAGGAUGGUGGACGGUCUGAUAAGACAUAGGUAGAUGGAAAAUGUUGCCGGGUGUCAAGGUGCUGAACGUCUAUUGUCUUUCACAUUACUUCCUUUCAUAGAUUACUUUCCUGCUACCGAAAUCUUCGUGGUGUUAUGCCAACAGGAGUACGAGUAGUUUAGAGGAUCGAUUAUUGAG
Messenger RNA from Tricharina praecox, 631 nucleotides. RefSeq lists its product as uncharacterized. The transcript has 4 exons. Bases 1 to 483 code for a protein of 160 amino acids. Lineage: Eukaryota; Fungi; Ascomycota; Pezizomycetes; Pezizales; Pyronemataceae. The record is from RefSeq and is a predicted model, not a curated record.